AUGGAGACCCUGGAAGGUGUGGAGCAGAACCUUCUCCAGUGGGAUCGGAAGCUGAGCGAGCUGUCGGAACCGGGGGAGUCCGAUGCCCUGCUCUACAACACGCAUUUCACAGAACUCCUCGAUGAGUUUUCCCAGGACAUUUUGGGGCAGCUCCUGAACGACCCCUUCCUCUCUGAGAAGAAUGAGAUGAUGGAAGUGGAGCUGUCUCCCGCUUCUCCAGCACCCCUCAUUCAGGCAGAACACAGCUAUUCCCUCUGCGGCGAUUCUCGACCCCAGUCCCCGCUGACCCACAUUUCAGCCGACGACGCUUUCAACGAAGACAUGGAAAACGAAGACUGGGGCCUGGGUUCGGAGCUGGAUUCAGCCCCCAUCAAGACAGAGCCUGCCGUGGGGGCAGCACCUGGUCUCGCUCCCUCCGUCAGCCUCACCGCCACGACGAGUCCCGUGACCCUGGAGAGGGGGGAGACUCCGAUGCAGCAGGAUGGCACGGCUAAACCACUGAAUCACAAAGCUUUCCCAGAGAUCAAACUGGAGCCCCAUGAAGUGGAUCAGUUCCUAAACUUUUCUUCCAAGGAAGUGAUGGAGGCCCUUCACAUGCCUCCAACUCCCCCCAGCAGCCACGGCAGCGACUCCGAGGGUGGGCAGAGUCCAAGCAGAUCUCUUCCACCAUCAAGUCCCACACAGUUGCAAGCCACUGUUAAAGUGACUCCACGCGUGGCUUCUGUGCUCACCAAUUCUCCUCUCUUAACAGCGCCACAUAAACUACAGGGCACGGGUCCUCUGAUCUUGACAGAGGAGGAGAAGAGGACACUUAUAGCAGAAGGGUACCCUAUCCCUACAAAACUGCCUCUCACAAAAGCCGAAGAGAAAGCACUUAAGAAGAUCCGUAGGAAAAUCAAAAACAAGAUCUCUGCCCAGGAGAGCAGAAGAAAAAAGAAAGAAUACAUGGACAGCCUGGAGAAAAAGGUUGAGACCUGCUCCACUGAGAACAGUGAGCUUCGCAAGAAAGUGGAAGUUCUGGAGAACACAAACAGAACCCUCCUGCAGCAGUUACAGAGGCUUCAAGCCAUGGUGGCCGGCAAAGUGUCUCGCUCAUGCAAAGCUGCUGGUACCCAAACAGGAACGUGUCUCAUGGUGGUAGUAUUAUGCUUUGCAAUUAUUUUUGGCAGCUUCUCACAGACUUACGGGCCUAAUUCCUCCACCACAAAGGCAGUCCUGCCAAACCAACAUUCCACACCAGAAUCAUAUACUGCCUCCAUAGUGCGGUCGAGAAGCCUGUUAACUUACGAGGGGCCUCACCCGUUGGAGGAACCGCAACUCUCCGAUCAUAGCAACAGCUGGGACAGGCACACGGAUGCCUCCAAACACUCGCCUCUGUCCUUGGAAUCCGUAUCCAGGGCGCAGCGUGACCAAGUCACAGAGAUCACAAUAGCCAACGAAACUCGGCUAGAGAAGUCAGUGCUGCUGGAGCUGCAGCAACACAGAGUCGGCUCAGAGCUGGAUGCAAAUAAAACACUGAAGUUCAUUGAAAUUGACAGAAGAGUUAAUGCUACGUCUUAAAAGGAAAA
Messenger RNA from Euleptes europaea (tarantolino), 1568 nucleotides. It is a transcript of the gene CREB3L2, whose product is annotated as cAMP responsive element binding protein 3 like 2. Gene Ontology annotation, biological process: regulation of transcription by RNA polymerase II. The record is from RefSeq and is a predicted model, not a curated record. Bases 1 to 1560 code for a protein of 519 amino acids. Lineage: Eukaryota; Metazoa; Chordata; Lepidosauria; Squamata; Sphaerodactylidae. The transcript has 12 exons. Gene Ontology annotation, molecular function: cAMP response element binding; DNA-binding transcription factor activity, RNA polymerase II-specific.